AUGCUGCACAGAUGAGUGUGGUGCAUAGCUUAAACUCUACGCUUUCUGUUCUUUCCCCAACAGCUUUUUUACCAACAUUUAUUUUUGAAAGCGAUUUGUAUAUUGUGAUAUGGAGACUGCCGUUGUCGUAAGCGCUCAGAAGAAUAGGAAGGUCAUUACUGGGGGCCUACGCACGGCAAACAAGAUACCCGAGGAAAUUCUAAACGAUGCUGAUCUAAUUGAUGCUAUCCAAGUUCUUCCUCAGAACUAUAAUUUUGAGUUGCACAAGACUAUAUGGAGGAUAAAACAAUUGAAUGUAAAAUGUGUGGCUCUUCAGUUUCCAGAGGGUCUGCUGGUGUUCUCGCUCACCAUCGCCGACAUCCUGGAGCGCUUCACCGGCGUCGAGACGCUGAUCAUGGCUGAUGUGACGUACGGCGCCUGCUGUGUGGACGACUUCAGCGCCAAGGCGCUCGGCGCCGAGCUCAUGGUCCACUACGGCCACAGCUGCUUGAUCCCCGUUGAUCAGACUUCCAUCAAGAUGCUCUACGUGUUCGUCGAUAUCAAGAUAGAUGCUCUUCACUUUGUGGAAACGCUGAAAUUCAACAUCAAGGUCGAUCGCCGACUGGCCCUGGUCAGCACAGUGCAGUUUGUGGCGACUCUGCAGGCGGUGGCUGCUGAGCUCCGAGAGUCCGGCUAUGACGUGACAGUGCCUCAGGUUCGGCCGCUGUCGCCGGGCGAGAUCCUGGGCUGCACCUCGCCCCGUCUCCAGGACACGGACGUCCUGGUGUAUCUGGGCGACGGCCGCUUCCAUCUAGAGAGUGCCAUGAUCGCUAACCCCAGCGUCACAUUCUUCAGGUACGAUCCGUACAGCAAGGUGUUCAGCCAGGAGUAUUACGACCAGGACCGCAUGGUGGCAGCACGGUCGGACGCCGUUACCAAGGCGACGACAGCCGGCACUUUCGGCGUCAUACUGGGCACCCUAGGCCGUCAAGGAAGCCCAAAGGUCAUGCAGAAUCUGAAGGACCGGCUGACGGAGCGGGGCCGGCAGCACGUGACCGUCCUGCUCUCGGAGGUCUUCCCGGACAAGCUGCGCCUGCUGCCGCAGGUGGACGCCUGGGUGCAGACCUCGUGCCCGCGGCUCUCCAUCGACUGGGGCUCGGCCUUCGCCCGGCCGCUGCUCACACCCUACGAGGCGAAUGUAGUGCUGCAGCAGGUGGCCUGGCGCGGCCUCCAGUACCCGAUGGACUUCUACGCCGCCGACAGCCUCGGCCCGUGGACGCCCAAUCACCGGCCGCCGCGUGACGGCGCCGUCGGACGGCACCGGAGGGCCGGCGCCCGCUCCGGCCAGGACCGGGAGGCCGGCGUCCCCUCCGGCAAGGACCGGGAGGCCGGCGUCCCCUCCGGCCAGGACCGGAGUGUCCCGGCCGAUGACAGCCCCGGGCCAGUCUGCGCCGCAGCUUCGGCCGAGACCAAGGGCUGCGGCUGCGCAGGUGGACGGCCGGACCAGGGCGUCCUCCCUCCCGCCGCAGGUGGCGCGGCUCCUGCGACGGGGCCACCUUUGACGCGGACGUGAUUUGUCUUUGUCCGGGUUUUUGAGCAUUUGUUGUGUUUGAGAACAAUAUACAUUUGACAUCUUU
Messenger RNA from Pollicipes pollicipes, 1616 nucleotides. Its product is annotated as 2-(3-amino-3-carboxypropyl)histidine synthase subunit 1. NCBI's taxonomy places the organism in Eukaryota, Metazoa, Arthropoda, Thecostraca, Pollicipedomorpha, Pollicipedidae. Bases 110 to 1552 code for a protein of 480 amino acids. Gene Ontology annotation, biological process: protein histidyl modification to diphthamide. The record is from RefSeq and is a predicted model, not a curated record. Gene Ontology annotation, molecular function: 2-(3-amino-3-carboxypropyl)histidine synthase activity. The transcript is spliced from 9 exons.